AUGAUUCAAUAUUUUGCUGAAAAGAAAAAUGUUCGAAUUGAAGGAAACAUGCCUGCCGUGCGUCAACAUGUCGAUCGUGAUGCUAUUUAUCCGCUUCAAUGCCUCGAAAUCUUGCCUUUCCAGCGUGUAUCCUUGGAUAAGAUGCAGUUGACCGAUGAAAUGGCUCAAAUUUCGAGUGAUCUUCUUAAGGCUAAUGCUGUUGGACCUGAAGUUCGUAGUGAAAUGAUUAAGGAGCAAAUGAGACAAAUUGGAAGAGAUGGUGAUUGUGCCAAAUUUAUGUAUCGUUUUGGUGUCAAACUUCGUGGAGAUCAAAACAACGUUCAAAUUGGUCUGCGUAAACUGCCGAUUAUUCAGUUUGGGAAUAAUCUUACAGCAAAUCCAAAUGAUAACGAAAGGGUUUGA
Meloidogyne enterolobii is the source of this 402-nucleotide messenger RNA. Lineage: Eukaryota; Metazoa; Nematoda; Chromadorea; Rhabditida; Meloidogynidae. The record is from the annotation of a GenBank genome assembly.